AUGUUUGAAGAUGGGAUGGAUCCAUUGUUAGAUCGAAACUGUGCGGACAGUGGAGAUGAGUGGGAACCACCGGCAAAGGUCACAGCUCGACCUGCCCCAUUCACACCCGGACCUCCCCUCGUUGAGAACACUCCUACAGUCAGUAGAGGGAGGGGGAGAACAAGGAGCAGAGGUGCUACACGGACCACUGUUCCUCCAACUCUGCCUAAUGGAAGUUCAGAACGCUGGAAAAAUUUUGACGAACGGGACAGUGUGUCCAGACAAUUCCCUUUCCGACCCGCGAGAGAACCUGGACCUCAGCCUAGGAGCAGACGACAUGCUACUCUCUUGGAUUUCUUCAAGCUGCUCUUUACAGACACUAUUCUAGCUUCACUGCUGGAGAAUAUGAACGCGUUUGGCUCCCACCAAAAUGAAAACUGGGCCGCAGUUACCAUGACAGACUUCUAUUCCUUUUUGGCGGUGGUCCUUCAUAUGGGAAUUGUCAAGCUUCCUGAAAUGGGUUCUUAUUGGAGGCAGCAUCGUUUGUACAACCUGCCGUUUCCUUCCGCUGCAAUGUCCAGGAACAAGUUCAUGCGAAUGUGCCGCUCUUUGCAUCUGUGUUCGAUGGAGGACGAUGCUCGAAACCAGGCGCUGAGAGGAACUCCACACUACGACCGUUUGGCUAAAGUAAGACCUCUGUACGAACAGAUCGUCACAGCCUGCAGAGAUAACUAUCACCCCAACCUCAACAUCUCCAUUGAUCAACUGGGCUCAGGGUACCACCUGUAUGUGGACGACUUCUACACAAGCCCUCAUCUGUUCAGAGACUUGUUUGCACGACAGAUCGGGGCGUGUGGUGCCAUUAGAACAAAUCGCAUUGGAUUUCCCAGAACCACCCGUAAUGAUCUGAGCAGAGGUGAUCCUCGAGGCAGCGUCCGUUGGAUCCGGGAGAAUGAGCUGCUGUUUGUGAAGUGGAAGGACACGCAAGAGGAGGCGUUCUGUUCGACACUACACACGGUGUUCAGUGGAGACACCGCGUUCCGCCGCCAAAGACAAGAGGGAACAUGGUCUCUGCUCAACAUGCCCAUCCCAGCCGCAGUCAAAGACUACCACAGCCAUGUGGGAGGCGUCGACCAGUCGGACGCACUCAUUGGCUGUUACACUGUGCUGCACGGAACAAGGAAGUGGUACCGCACACUGUUCUUCCAUUUCCUGGACAUCGCAGUCGUGAAUGCCUCCAUCCUGUACAACGCCGCUUACCCAGACAGGAAACUCAGCCAGUUACAUUUUCGAGAGGAACUUAUUUCUCAGCUGCAUCAGCGCGGUAGUCUUUCAACCUCAACAAACCGUCCUCAGACUCAGAGCGCCACGACCACACACAUCCCUGUGUUCUUCAGUGAAGGGAAGGACAUCAACAAAGCGAAUGCCGCCUCGAUCGGCAGACGACACUGUAAACUUUGCCACAUGAGGACGCCGCUGGGAUGUGAGACGUGUAACGUUCCUCUGUGCGUUCAACCAACCAGGAACUGCUACCAACAGUGGCACCAGGACCAAGGACUGCUCUGA
Messenger RNA from Knipowitschia caucasica, 1545 nucleotides. The record is from the annotation of a GenBank genome assembly. Lineage: Eukaryota; Metazoa; Chordata; Actinopteri; Gobiiformes; Gobiidae.